Molecule: messenger RNA, 1791 nt
Organism: Brachypodium distachyon (stiff brome)
Lineage: Eukaryota; Viridiplantae; Streptophyta; Magnoliopsida; Poales; Poaceae
Product: transcription factor bHLH18
Exons: 4
Coding region: 298-1389 (363 amino acids)
Molecular function (GO): protein dimerization activity
Source: RefSeq, a predicted model, not a curated record
CUCUGCGUCUAGCUCACACACUCAAAGCAGCUAGUAAGAGUUAGCCUAUAGAUUUCCUGUGGGGUGCAAAUGUGAAAGUGCACAAGAUGCAUGGAGUAUAAUACUAAGGAUUAGGACACACACAACACAAAAACUAUUCUUUUGGUAUUUGUUCCCUCAAUUCGGCUUAAUUGCUUUCUUCCUCCCUUCUCUCCAGCAGAGAGAGAGAGAGAGAGAGAGAGAGAGGGAAAGAGAUCUGGAGCACAGCUGGGGGAAGAAGAAGAAGAAGAAGGAAGCAGCUAGCUAAUCGGCGUAAUAAUGGAGGAGUCGAGCUUCUUCAUGCAGUGGGCGCUCAACACGCUCGACCAGAACCAACUCCCUUCUUCUUCUUCCGCCGCUCCUCCUCCGCCGCCGCCAUACGACGGCGGCGACACUUUUGCUGCUGCCGCUGCUUCUUUCCCGUCGCUGCACGCGCUCCGGCAGUCGGGCCGCGGCGGCCGGAACUGUUUGCAGGUCGACGUCCACCGGCCGGCAGCCGCCAGCAGCUGGAGCGGCGGCGCCAGCUCCGACGACAGCCCCGCCGCCGCCGCCGCCAUGGACCACGACGCGUCCCCCGCCACGGCUGCCGGCUGGUCCCCGCACACCGCCCGUGCCAGGACCUCCGGCGGCCGCGGCGGCAGGCAGAUGAGCUGGAACUUCGGCGCCGCGUCGGCGCAGCCCACGGCGGACAUCAUCAUCUCGCCUCCGCCGCCGGCGCCGGCAGCCUCCGCCGCCCCCGCGAGAUCAGGCGGGAGGCAGGCGGCGUCGUCGUCUCCGGGGCCGGUGCAGGACCACAUCAUCGCGGAGCGGCGGCGGCGGGAGAAGAUCAACCAGCGGUUCAUCGAGCUCUCCACCGUCAUCCCCGGACUGAAGAAGAUGGACAAGGCGACCAUUCUUGGGGACGCGGUGAAGUAUGUCAGGGAGCUGCAGGACAAGGUCAAGACCCUCGAGGACGAGGAUGACAAGCAGCAGCACACAAGUACCACAAUCCAGUACUCCGCCGUGCUUGUCAACAAGAAGAAGACCUGCCUGGCUAGCCUCGCCGCCUCCAGCGACGAGGCUGGCGGCGAGUCAUCGGAGAGCCAAAAUGGCAGCGGGCUACCAGAGAUCGAGGUACGGUUGUCGGAAAAGAGUGUGCUGGUGCGAAUCCACUGUGAGAGUGCCAAGGGGAUGCUGGUGAGGGUGCUGGCGGAGGUGGAGUCGCUCCGGCUCGCCAUCACCCACACCAGUGUCAUGCCCUUCCCGGCGGCCACCGCCAUCAUCACCAUCACGGCGAAGGUGGAGGAGGGUUUCAAUUCCACGGUGGAGGAAAUUGUCAGGAAGCUCAACUCCGCGCUGCACCGACAUUAUACUGGAAAUGGAGAAUGCUAAGCUAGUUCAUGCAUGCAAUGCCAGUUGGCGUCGAAUGAUCGUUCCUUAAUUUCCUCGGAUGAAUUGAUAAUUCACAAAAUUAUGAGAGAACCUUCAUGGUGAGGAAUUCCUCGUUACGCUGAUGCACGAUGCAUGCAUGCGUCCAUGGACUUAAUUAUAUGUUUGCAUGCAUGCAUGGUGACGAGAAUUUCUCAGCCACAGGUUGCAAUCCAAGUUUUGUUCCCUAGCUACCUAGCUAAGUACGUGCACCUUAAUAUCUGUUUGCUCAAUUCCAAAUUACACUAGUGAAAUGAUGAGAGAACCAAGAGAUAUACUGUGUAAUCUCUUGAUGCAUGCAUGUUUGAUAUUCUUAAUCCUUAUAUAUGGAGAAAUUAUAUCUAAUAUAUAAUAAUUUCCUUCAGA